Messenger RNA from Portunus trituberculatus (swimming crab), 1258 nucleotides. RefSeq names its product protein FAM200B-like. Bases 750 to 1241 code for a protein of 163 amino acids. The transcript has a single exon. The record is from RefSeq and is a predicted model, not a curated record. NCBI's taxonomy places the organism in Eukaryota, Metazoa, Arthropoda, Malacostraca, Decapoda, Portunidae.
UCUUGCAUUAGAUAGGGGGACAGAAUAGAGUUGAGAGAAAGAAGAAAGUCUUAUGCAGCAGGAUUGCAGGAGGAGAGGAGGCAUGCUAUUAGCAAGAUCAGAAGAGCUGUUAGCCUAAAAAUAGUGAUAGAAGAUAACAAGAGAUGCAAUAUUGCAGCAGUGAGAAAGAGACUGAAGACAAUCAGAGUAGAGUUGAUCACAUAAAAAGCUUAUAAAAAGUUUUUGACUCCAUCCUUCUAGAACAGGGGUUCUCAAAGUGGUCGAUAUCGACCCCCAGGGGUCGAUGGGACCAUCCAAGGGGUCGAUGAAUAUCCAGGGGGUCGAAAGGGGGUCGAUGAAUAAUCGAAGAGUCAGUAAAUGGUACUGCUGGAGUCGAAGGGACCUUUGAAGCCCCCGACUAGAAAUCCCAGAUUAUAAUUUGUAAACAUCUGAAGAAUAUCGGGCACCAUUAAAUAAAAAAAAAACAUAAUUUAUUGAUUUCAAACAAUAGGAAAUUUUAGCAGUGCUGGCAACACUACAUUCAACCAAUCUUCCUUGUCUCGCACCUCUACUGCCCGUACCAGGGUCCGUACAGGAAGCAUUCCUGUCUCUGUCCUGUACUGAGUGAGCGAGCGUAUUCCCCGCCCCACCCCGCCCCACCCACACAUCUCGCUGUCUCGCUGCUCUCGCAUUCAGUGUACUCUUAGCUCCCGUAACUGGUCCGUGAAUUGAUUAUUGUGACGCAUUGAAAAUUGUGUGUAAUAGACAUAAUGGCUGCUGUAGCUGCUAAGAAGAAAUGCCGCCAGUAUUCUCAGGAAUAUUUGAAAUAUGGAUUCAUUACUUCAUUAAGCAAUGACACCAUGCCAUUAUGUCUCUUGUGUGAAAAGACUUUCAGUAAUGAUGCCAUGAAACCUGCAAAGAUGAAGGACCACCUUGAAAGAGUUCACUCUGAUAAGAAACACAAAGACCUUGACUUGUACAGCUCAACUCUUCAGUUCCUGGCAGACGUGGACUCAUCUCUAUGUGAAGAGUUGAAAAAAUGCAAAAAUGCCCUUUUCUAUUUGGCAGACCUCUAUUCUAAAUUUAAUGAGACACAAAAACGCCUGCAGGGUAAAGAUGUUACCAUCAUUCAGGCCAGGACAGUUCUACUGGGAUUCCAAGGCAAGCUUGGCUUGUUCAGAGCUUCACUGGCCCGUAGAGAUUUUCAGUAUUUUCAAACUUACAACAGGUACAAAGUGAAAAAAUUUCUGAUGGUGACCUAGAAACAUACAUAACUCAU